GCUAUAUCUCUAUAACUCAAAUUUCCGUAAACAUUGAUUCAUUAUACACUUUUGCCACGACAGCAAUUUUUAACAGGAUAACUUGUUAUUCAGGUCCACAAUUAAAUUUCUAUAAUUGAUGCUGGGAGUAAACUUGGACCAUGCUGGAACAAAGGGCGUUUUGGCUGCUCCUGCUGAUGGUUCCUUCGGUCUGCAGUCUGGAUGUUCAAACUGACAAGUUUGAACCUCUGAAGGGAAACCAACAGCUCGAGAAAUUCAUAGCGGACAAUCAUGUCAGGAUGGUCUACUUUUACAAGACAGAUGUGAAAUAUUUGAAGUUCUUUUUCAUGGAACUGAACAAAGCAGCAGAUUAUCUAGAUUUGUAUAAAGUAAAAAUUGGACUGUGUAAUUGUACGGAUGAAGAAAACAAAGGGGUUCCUGACUGCAAUAAGCCUGGAACAGAAAAUAGUGUGCAGACUUACAGGAAUGGCAAUCCAUUGUUGGCACUGGAGUUAGAGACCAUGUUUGAUGUGAAUUCAAUACUCUCCAACAUUUUACAGCUGGUACUGCUGCGUGAGGUCCCCAUUCUGCAAAGCAAGGAGGAGAUGCAGACUCAGCUAGCUCACUUCAGAGGAAAGCAGGAUGUUGUGGUUGGUUACAUGAAGGCUAUUGGAACCUUCGAGCACAGAGUUUUCAUGGAGGUGGCCUAUGCCUACUCAGAUAAAGUGAAGUUCAUUGUGAGCACUGACAGGAAGGCUACAAAACUGUUUGACCAGCCUCCUGGUAGCCACGGGGACAAGAUGUCAAUUUGGUGGGUGUGGACUCAGCUGAUGGGUACCAAGGAUACACACUACCAUAGCAUUCGCUUCAAAGGAGAGCACAGUCUUACGGGCGUAGCAAAGUUUGCCAAGCUUGUCACCUAUAAGAAAGUGUCUGACAUCCCUGCUGAUGGUAUGGACCCCUACGGAGACCUGGACAUUGGCCUGGUCAGGUUCUACUAUGACAUCUCCAGUAGACAGGCUAUGUACCAGCUGGCUCACACCAUCUGUAAAUUCUUCUGUGGAAGUAUGGGGCAUAUCUUAAUAAACAUGGAUACUGAGGAAGGUCGAACUGCUGGCAAUUAUUAUGGGCCACUUCCUGCAGUCAGCUAUCAGAAAUCAAAAGAGACAGAUCGUUCAUUCAUGGGUGGGGACAUAAAGACAGAUAACGUGGCCUCUUUUCUGGAUGGAUUCAUUGACGGAGAGCCGCUCUACCCUGAUAGGUCAGAAUUUCAGUCAAUCAUGGCGGAAAAUAUGGAAGAAGUAAAGGGAGGAGAGGAGCACGAGGUUUCAGAUGAAAUCUUGGAUACAGACUAUGAGAAUGUUGAAAAACAAGAUGAUAAGAUUGCCAAUGCUGUAGAAAAGACCAGGAAGAUUCCGAUGGUGCUGGGGCUGGUUCCAGCUCUCACAGAUAAAACCUUUACCACUGUGGUGCAAGGAGCCAAUAUAGCUGUCGUACUGUUCUACUUUCCUUUUGAUGCAGUAAGCAAUGCUAAUCUACGAAUGUUUGGUGAGGCAACAGACCGUGUGGGCCAACAGACAGCGCUAAAGUUUGCCCGAGUCAAUUGCUACGACUGGACAGAUGUGUGCGCUCGGGCUGACAUCACGAUCUACCCCACGCUGCGUGUGUACAGGAAGGACCAGUCUUCCUGGGACUAUCAUGGACCACAGGACGCACAGGCCAUGUUUGCUACCAUGAAAUUACUCGAGUUAACUACUCCUGUCUAUGUUGACAAUGUUAACAAGGCAAUGGAGUUCAUAGCUGACAAGGGCAGUAAGAAAGUCUGUCCUAUGGGGGAGGUAACCAAUAUCACAGUGUUUGGACUCUUCAGAAAAGAGGAUACAAAAGAAAUGGCAGUAUUCAAGCAGAUGAGUGAGGAGUCAAGGGAAAGAAUCCUGUUUGCCUACACUGACAUUCCACAAUCAGCCUCCAUAGCUGCCCAACUAAAAGUAAAGCUUCCAGCUGUGGUCUUGAGCAAGUUUGAAGAUGAUCUUCAACCAACAUCCAUGUAUGAGGGCAGUUUUAACUUAAAUGAGCUGAAGAUCUUUGUCCAGGACAACAAAUUGCCAAAGUUGGGUGUUCUGACCCCACUAAUGUUCCCAGAGAUCCGUGGUAAGUUCUCAAGCAUGGUUGUGCUGUUCACGGAUGAGACAGACAGGUGUCAGCAGCCCAUGGACUCUGUGAGAGAGGUGGUGAAGGGAGAACACUUCAGCAAUGUGUCAUUCAACAUGAUGCAGGUACAUGAUAAUACCAGUGCGGGGUACCAGGUGUUGAGUAAAUACACUGUGGAACCAGCUGUACCUCACAUUGCCUUGGUCAACUUCCAAAAGGGAGAGGUUUUCAACUACAUCUCUGAGACCUUCCUAACGUCAGACCUGACCAACUGGCUGAAAAAUGUCCUGGGUGGGAAAGUGGAGCCUUCAUCCAUGUUGACAAAGGGCAACUGGAAACCAGUAAACAAGGGCUACGAUUUCCUGAAGUUUAUUGACCUUGCAAAGAAAAAAAAGAAAAUGCUUGAGGAUAAAAAGAAGCCUAUGCCUGCUGACAAAAUGAAUGAAGUACCAGCUCCUGACAUGUUUGAGGAAAAGCUUAAGGAACGCCCCAUGGAGGAUAGUGAGGAUUCUGAUACUCGCCGCGACCUGUUUGACCUUCAAAAUUCCCGACUGUACCACCAGGCACCUGGUAGGACCACUCACAAACAUGAGGAACGUGGCCCCAAGGGCAAGCCCCCUGGCGUGGAUGAGAACAAUAAUGAAAUUAAGAAACAGCCGCCAAAAGAUGCGCAUGAUGAAUUGUAAUUUGUUCUCAUGAAAACAUCGCCAUGCUUUCAUGUUAUUCCUGCAGCUUGGUGUCAGUUAUCUGAAAGCUUAUUGUGGCUAAAAAGUGUUUCAUUUUAAUGUCAUUAAUAUAUAAAUUGAAUUGCAUAUUCUGUUGGGUUUUUUAUUGGUGAAUAAAAUUGAGUUUGAUGAUUCCACAUUUGGAUACAUAUUGCUUUAUUUAGUUUUAGAAAUCUCUUUUGUUCUUCUUUAAUUGAGAUAACUGACAAUUUAAUGUACUGGUAAGUUGUAAUGAAUGAUGCCUCAUUUUCAUCUCAAUCCAUAUAUUAAUCUAUUUUGCUAUUUUUGCUAACCUGAGCAUGAUGUGCUCCUGGUGAGCUAGUCUGGUCUCCCUUCGUCUUGCGACUGUCUUGUGUUUCGUCUGUCUUCAUAUUUUAGCUCGUUACCACUCUACAGGUAACAUUUUUUGUCCAGACUUGACGAAUCUUAGAAGGUUUAUUUUGACAAUAUCUAGGCCAAGUUCUAAGCUGGGUCACCGUGACGAAUCUGAGAAAAACCUUGUUACCACUCUAGAAGCUACAGUUAUGACUCAAGCUUGAUAAACUUAUUCAAAACGUUUAUACUGACAAUAUCUGGGUUGAAUAUGAGUUUGGUUCAUGUGUCCAUAAACUAGGUUUCAAGAUUAAACAAAUAUUAGGCAAAGUUUUUACCGAUCUAGAGGUCACAUUUGUGACUCAAUCCUGAUGAAACUUGGUCAGGAUGUAUAUCUUGGUAAUAUUUUGUCCAAAUAAUAGGCCAGCAAAUUUGGGUAACGUGCAACCAAAAACCAGGUCACAAAGACUAAUCAUGGCGCUUUUCAAGAUAUUGCUCAGACAGAACAGAUAGUAAAAAGGCAGCCAUUAUUUGUGGCUAUUAAUUUGCUGUUUACAAUAAGGUUAUUCCAUGUUCCUUGUAAUGCUUUAAUGCCUUUUACGUUACUGGGACUUGGUUAUCAGCUCAAUUUUUUCUUAGCUUUAUAUUAUUAUAUUUUGCUCAUUAUGUUGUGUCAAAUUUACGUCAGUUUUUUUGCAUUUUAAUCCGUUUAUAUACUCUUGUAGAAAAAAUCUUAGAAAAAAAAAGUUUUGCUAUGUUUGUUUUUUAAAAUAGCUUAUUAGCAAAUUGUUUAUAUUGAAACGUUUGAAAAUAUCACAAUAUUGCAACUUUCUCAACUGGUACUAAAUUAAGAUAAAAACUUAUACUGUCACAAGUAGUGAAAUAUGUGUUAUUAUCCUAGCAUGACAUGGUUUUUACAUGAAAUGUAGUACAUUUUUUGACCAUGUUACAGAUAUACUGUAUAUAUGUUAUAACUUUUGCUAAGAACUGUUUACUUGAUCAGACCCUUUUAUGAGAGAUUUUUGAUGAACAGUCAAUUUUAGACGUUAAAUUUAAUUAAGAUCUUCUGUGUAUAAUUAAUUUAAGUUUUCAUCAAUGCUUACAUUACAAAACAUUCCAUUACAGUUACUUAUUUGAUUAUACUUUUAUUACUGUUCUUUAUAAUUGUCCUUUGUAAGCUAUAAUCUUGUUUCUUCUCUUGUAUUUAGGCCAAGUUCUAAGCUGGGUCAGGUGCGUUAACAAAAAUAGGUCACCGUGACGAAUCUGAGAAAAACCUUGUUACCACUCUAGAAGUUACAGUUAUGACUCAAGCUUGAUAAACUUUAUCAAAACGUUUAUACUGACAAUAUCUGGGUUGAAUAUGAGUUUGGUUGAAAUGUCAAGAUCAAACAAAUCUCAGGCAAAGUUUUUACCGAUCUAGAGGUCACAUUUGUGACUCAAUCCUGAUGAAACUUGGUCAGGAUGUAUAUCUUGGUAAUAUUUUGUCCAAAUAAUAGGCCAGCAAAUUUGGGUAACGUGCAACCAAAAACCAGGUCACAAAGACUAAUCAUGGCGCUUUUCAAGAUAUUGCUCAGACAGAACAGAUAGUAAAAAGGCAGCCAUUAUUUGUGGCUAUUCAUUUGCUGUAUACAUUAAGGUUAUUCCAUGUUCCUUGUAAUGCUUAAAUGCCUUACGUUACUGGGACUUGGUUAUCGGCUCAAUUUUUCUUAGCUUUAUAUUAUUAUAUUUUGCUCAUUAUGUUAUGUCAAAUUUACGUCAGUUUUUUUUGCAUUUUAAUCCGUUUAUAUACUCUUGUAGAAAAAAUCUUAGAAAAAAGUGUACUCUAUAUACUCUUGAGGAAAAAAUCGUAGAACAUUUUUUUUUGCUAUGUUUGUUUUUCAAAAUAGCUUAUUAUCAAAUUGUUUAUAUUGGAAUGUAUAUACUCUUGUAGAAAAAAAUCUUAGAAAAAAAAUGUUUUGCUAUGUUUGUUUUUCAAAAUAGCUUAUUAUCAAAUCGUUUAUAUUGAAAUGUUUGAAAAUAUGGCAAUAUUGCAACUUUCUAAACUGGGACUAAAUUAAGAUAAAAACUUAUACUGUCACAAGUAGUGAAAUAUGUGUUAUUAUCCUAGCAUGGAAUGGUUUUUACAUGAAAUGUAGUACAUUUUUUGACCAUGUUACAGAUAUACUGUAUAUAUGUUAUAACGUUUGCUAAGAACUGUUUACUUGAUCAGACCCUUUUAUGAGAGAUUUUUGAUGAACAGUCAAUUUUAGACGUUAAAUUUAAUUAAGAUCUUCUGUGUAUAAUUAUUUUAAGCUUUCAUCAAUGCUUACAUUACAAAACAUUCCAUUUCAGUUACUUAUUUGAUUAUACUUUUAUUACUGUUUUUUAUAAUUGUCCUUUGCAAGCUAUAAUCUUGUUUCUUCUCUUGUAUUUUACAACAAAGAGCAGGCUGUAGAUGAGAAAAAAAGACAACUUAACAGUUUUAGAUACUUUGUACCAACAAUUAAUAAGAUCUACACUAUUUUGGUUUCUUGCCAAAAAUACACAUUAAUGGCGAAUGAAUAUUUUACACUUAUUUGGUAUUUGUUUGCACUUGUUUUGCUUUCUAUAUAAAUAUGUUUGGAAAAUACAAAGUAAGCGUGGAAAAUAAAAGUGUUAAGAAUG
Messenger RNA from Dreissena polymorpha, 5810 nucleotides. RefSeq names its product thioredoxin domain-containing protein 16-like. The record is from RefSeq and is a predicted model, not a curated record. The transcript is spliced from 21 exons. NCBI's taxonomy places the organism in Eukaryota, Metazoa, Mollusca, Bivalvia, Myida, Dreissenidae. Bases 141 to 2816 code for a protein of 891 amino acids.